CACGCUCCAUGGUGUCCCGCUUGCAAGGAUCUGCAAAAAGCGUGGAACGCAUUUGCUGAUUGGUCAAGAGAUCUCAAUAUCAAAGUGGGAGAGGUCGACGUAACUGUUAAUCCUGGUCUAUCUGGCCGCUUCUUGGUUACUGCUCUUCCCACAAUAUAUCAUGUGAAGGACGGUGUCUUCCGCGUUUACUCGGGACCAAGAGACAAGAAUGACUUUAUUACCUUCAUUGAAGACAAGCGAUGGCGCAAUAUCGAUCCUGUUCCUGACUAUAAGCAUCCUAACAGCAAGCAAAUGGCUGUCGUUGCCGUAUUCUUCAAGCUGUCCAUGGCAGUUCGUGACCUGCACAACCACCUUGUGGAGGAUAAAGGCGUACCCUCAUGGGCAUCAUAUUCUCUGUUUGCCGGUGUCACUCUUGCUCUUGGAUGCAUUCUUGGCUUCGUGAGUGAUUCCUAG
Messenger RNA from Ostertagia ostertagi, 453 nucleotides. The record is from the annotation of a GenBank genome assembly. Lineage: Eukaryota; Metazoa; Nematoda; Chromadorea; Rhabditida; Trichostrongylidae.